GGGACCUCUUGGGUGAAAAUCUUCUCCUUUUGCCACGUUGGCGGUGAUUUCUGGACGUGAAGUGUGUUUCUACUCCUGCUACAUGUUUAAGAUGUUCUGUGAUGGAGUCUUCACUAGAUGUCCCUUGUUUCCACCUAAGAACCACUGAAAUGUGAGGAGAGCAGGUACCUGAGCUGAGAGGCUCAUAGUUUUAUACCAUUUCUAGUAGGCUGAAUGAAUCACUCACCGUGCAGAAGAGUGAAUCUGUAGUGAAUUAUCAUUGUCUGCACUUCUUCUUAUUCAAUUGGGUCAUUAUUAACAAUAAUGGGGAUUACUUUAGCUAAAAGGAGUUUUAAAUGUGCCUCAGCCGUCUCUGAGAGGCAAAAACCCAGCAUGUGCAAAUGUGUUUUUAGAUGUUUGUUCAAAACAAACAUACCUUUAUCAUUUUUCCACAUCAGUUAGCGAUUUGCACUCCUUCAGGUAAUGUAAGUCUAUGAUUUAUCUUCUCUUAUCACAAGUAAAACACCUGAGAGCUACAAAUGUUAUAAAUCUGACACAAAAACAUGUUUGAACUCGCAGAACAUUUAAAGCAGGAGGUUGUGCAAAAUAAGGUGUGGCUCUCAGGUAGGUAGGCUUUAGGUAACUGUGUGAACUCGUUUCUCAGAAACAGUGCAAUCUAGCUUCACAGCUGAACGUUUUCAUCAGAGAGAGCGAUGAAGACAAUAACCUGAGCACGGCUGAGUGCUGAAGCCUGUCAUGGACAUGAGAAUAAAGGCAGAAAAUGGUGUCCAUCAGGAGACUUUUAGACAAAAAGAGGAUUUCACGGCACCAGUUCCAGUUCCUUCUCCUGCUUCUGGGAGCUAUAAGUUUUUUCUUCUACACAAAUAUAAAUGAAACUGGUUGGAGCACCACCAACAAACAGUUGAAUGAAUCAAAGGAAUUGCUUAUUCAAUUUAUCAGACAAAAUAUUAUCUCUCACUUCACAAAUGGAUCAGAAGUCGUUUCAAAGGUGAUCCAGCAGGUGGUUCAUCCACACUCUACCCGACCUACACCAGUCCCUUAUGUGUCUCCUGGACCCUACCUGGUGGAAUAUCCUUAUGAGUACCACUUCACCAUUAACGAGCCUCUGACAUGUGAGCAGGAGAAGCCAUUUGUGGUUCUGAUGGUUCCAGUGGCGCCGCAUAACAGAGCUCACCGUGAUGUGAUCCGCAGCACCUGGGGAAGCGAGAGGCUAGUUCUGGAUAAAGUGGUGAGGCUGUUCUUCCUGCUGGGGAUGCAAACUGGAGAUGAUGCACAGCAGGUCCACAAGCAGCUGCUGCAGGAAAGCAACGAGCACCAGGACCUGAUUCAGAGUGACUUUGUGGACUGUUAUAAGAAUCUGACCAUCAAGACCAUGGUGAUGCUGGAGUGGUUGGACUUGUUCUGCUCCAACGCCUCUUACGCCAUGAAGAUUGAUUCAGACAUGUUUCUCCAUGUGCCCAAUCUGGUCAAAAUGCUGUUAAACGCUCCCACAUCGAACUACCUGACUGGGCUGGUGGCGUAUAAUGGUGCUGUUUUAAGGGAUCCGUCCUCUAAGUGGUAUCUACCACCUGAGCUCUUCUCUCCGCCAGUUUACCCUCCUUAUGCUUUGGGUCUGGGCUACAUUUUAUCUCUAGAUCUCACUAAAAAGCUCAUUGAAGCAUCCAGACACGUUAAAGCUGUUUAUAUUGAAGACGUGUAUUUGGGAUUGUGUAUGAUGCACCUGGGAAUGAGUCCCACCAACCCCCCUGAACAGGGUUCCUUUCGUGUUUUGCCUUUGACUUACUAUCGCUGCACUUUCUCCGACAUCAUCGCCACCACAACUGAGCCGUACGUUGAUCGUGUGUGGCUGUGGACAGAGGUUAAAAGACAGAGUCAAUACUGCGCAUUGGUCAAAGAAAGAUAUCAAAAUGCCUCUUUUUUUCAAAAGAUUUUAAUCUUCCUUUUGAAGGUGGUAAACCUUUUUAUUAGUCCAAGAUAAAAAACAGUGUGCAGAAGAGAGUAAUACUUUUGUUUAUUAAGUAGAUGACAAAGAUCUGCUCACUUGUGUGCAGAUUGCUCCAGUUAGACAGAACCCGCUCCUCUAAUAGGGAAACUUCUUACAUUGACUCAACACGUCCUUCAAAGAAAUCUCUCUCUCUCUGCACACACACACGCUUGCACAAACACGCACACAGAAACACGAUUAUAGUAAUUAUUCUGGUGUACUGAUUCAGUCCCAUUUUUUUGUUUUUUGCUCAUUAUGUUUAUUUUACACUGGUAUUACUGGAGCAAUCUGAGUCUGUCUAAUAUAACCCAACAGUUGUAGAAGUGAAUCAUUGUAGAGCUGUUGCUGUUUGUCCCAGAAACCUGACGCUGCAGAUGACUACCAGUGCUUUCCCUGCCUGUACAGCUGCACUCACUCGGACUGAUCACCUCCUGAGCAACAUAAAAGGGAGAGCUGCUAGGAGGAAGGGAGAGGCUGGAUCUGUGCCAGUUCUCUCGCCUGCUCAAUUUCUUUGUGUUGGCUUUUAAACGGGUUUUAGUUGUUUGUGCUCAGUGAAGCUUAAGAGCUUUUAGAGGUUUUUAACAGACGAGGGACCAGAGUGCUGGCUUCCUCUUGGCUCUCAAACGUGUGUACAGUGAAUUUUUGGGAGCAUUUGGUUCUCUGUUUUAAACAUAAACCCAUGGCCGUUUAAACAAUGUGUUUUAAGUCCAUUUAGAUUUGGAGCUUUGUGUUUUUAUUUAAAACCCUAAAAUAAAAUCCUUGUUUACAAUUUUAACACCUGAAGCACAUGCCUGUGUUACUCCCUGCCUUUUUUCCACCUUUCGAGGACGUAACAAUCAUGUUAUUUGUGUAGAUGUUGGUUGCACACAUGGAAGAUCUUGCUAGAUCCUGACUGAGUCAGUUGAAGAUAUGUUUCCUCCAACUGCAAGAUGAGGAAUUCAGCAGCAAGUUUAGAUUCAACUCACUGCUCAAGGAAAUAAACUGUUUUAAAACCUGCCAUGAA
Nothobranchius furzeri (turquoise killifish) is the source of this 2987-nucleotide messenger RNA. Its product is annotated as beta-1,3-galactosyltransferase 5. NCBI's taxonomy places the organism in Eukaryota, Metazoa, Chordata, Actinopteri, Cyprinodontiformes, Nothobranchiidae. The record is from RefSeq and is a predicted model, not a curated record. Gene Ontology annotation, molecular function: N-acetyl-beta-D-glucosaminide beta-(1,3)-galactosyltransferase activity. Gene Ontology annotation, cellular component: Golgi membrane.